Molecule: messenger RNA, 990 nt
Organism: Rodentolepis nana
Lineage: Eukaryota; Metazoa; Platyhelminthes; Cestoda; Cyclophyllidea; Hymenolepididae
Source: the annotation of a GenBank genome assembly
AUGUUUUUUUUCUCAAACCAGCUUAAUCGAGAUCUCACACCUUCCUCUGUCAGUUCGGUCAAUGGGUCCCUGGAAGGAAGUGGUGGUGGCGGCGGUAUUCUUUACUACGAUCGUCCAUCCAUGUUGAAUGCUUACCGUCGACUGCUCUCUGAUGUUGGAGUUACUCUAACGGAUUUACGUUCAGAGCAUCUGCCAACUCAAUCACUUUGGAAUAUCACCUCAAUUAUCAGCUCUAAAGCCAAUGAACGUCCCCCAAUCCUUCUAAAUUGGUAUCCUAAUGCUCUAACUAUCAAAUCGCGACUAGUUCGUCUUGGACUUCCAGAUUGUUUGGCCUUGAGAGCUCAUCCACCCGAGAAUGUCACUGUGAGCGCCACCUGUGAUUUUGAGGUCAAUGAACUUGUAAAAGUUUCUUGGUCAGGUUUGGCUGAAUCGGCUCCUCUUAUCAAACAACUGCUAGACAAAUUCAACAUCAAACAAGCGGAUUAUAUUGAUCUUCUGCGAAGGUCCGUUGUUAUUCUUAAAAGAAUCCUCUGGUUUCAACCCUGUCUCGAUUUCCAUGUGUUGUUGGCCGUAAGCUAUUUUGCUUUGGAUUAUCUCUCUGUUUGGAUAUGGAAUGUCGUUUCAAUUGGUCCGUCUCGUUCACAGAGGUCCUUCGCUUUCUUUUCUGCGAACAGUAGCACUUUGGAUCCUCUCUUCUCUGCGUUCCGCAAUUUUUGGGAAUCGGAAAUAGUCUGGUCACUUUUUCCAGUUGUGGUGACUCCCGAUAUGCUCAACUACUCAGAAGCAGUGAAAAAUGGAAAAGAGCGCCAAUUUCGAGCUCGUUACCGGGAACUCGCCUGUCGGUGGUUGCGAAUGCGGACAGAUGUGUGGCGAGAGUGGACUGAGGGCUGGAAUGUCAAGAAGGAAAUAAUUAUCGGGGGCAUGUUUACCUUUACGGGCACUGAGGAAUUCAACGAUCUUACUCCAAGUUUGGGUUCUGAUGCUCUUUAA